Molecule: messenger RNA, 931 nt
Organism: Aspergillus aculeatinus CBS 121060
Lineage: Eukaryota; Fungi; Ascomycota; Eurotiomycetes; Eurotiales; Aspergillaceae
Exons: 2
Coding region: 188-703 (171 amino acids)
Source: RefSeq, a predicted model, not a curated record
CACUUGUUCAUCGCUGCCUGAACACUUCCCCACUCUCGCACCAAAAGCCAUUUUCAAUGUCAUCUAUACCACCGGUAGAUAAUAAAGUCGAAUAUCCCACACUGGCUCUGUCUUUGUGUCGCCGUACUAGUCAUUCAGAGCAUCGCCAAACCCCGUACAGCAAAAGCCUCUCGUCGGCGUGGACGUUAUGGUCCAAGAAGACAGAGUUCCCGGCCACAACGAUGCUACAUACGAUAUCGUGCCAAAGGAAGACCAGCUAUUGAACGUCGAGUUCCUUGAGGUUGCCCCGACGCCUAUCAUCGCCGACCGCGUCUUUUUCGUCUACCUGCGCGGUCGUCUAUCUGGAUCCAAACUGAAGGAACGAGGACUCUUUGAUAAGGGCCUCGUCGGUGCGACGCUCUCUGUGAGCGCCUCUGUUGUCUACCCAGAUGGUAGCUACAUGGAACCAAGGUCCCUUACAAUGCCUUUAAAAACUGUUUCCAUCAACGAUGCAGCUCACUUUCUUAUUCGCGAUUCUAAUGGUAUUCAAAUGGAUUACCUACCCAGUAGCGGCCGCAGUGACAUGUUGCUAGAUUUUCAGAUUCCUGCGAUGUUUUUGAAGAGCGGUAUGUGGACUUUUAGAGUCGACGCCAGGCUCGGAGAUAGAAACAAUUCAUGUCUAUUUGCCAUGUCGUUGACACAAUGGUUGGACGGGGGGCUUUGAGAAAUAGUGUAAUUGGAAUAGUUUGCAGGCUCGAUGUUCUUAUCAUGUAACUUAUACAUGGGCAUUUUACAAAUGGGUCUUUCAGUGCUCUGCUCUGCGCCUGUCUGUCUGGUACUUGGCCUUUCUUCUUGAUCUCUGGGGCCCCGUCUCUUUUCUCUUGGGGGUCUCCCAAGUCCACGGUUUCUUUUUCCCUUUCCUAUCUGGGUACCAAUGAGGCAGCACCCCUAA